Oppiella nova is the source of this 958-nucleotide messenger RNA. NCBI's taxonomy places the organism in Eukaryota, Metazoa, Arthropoda, Arachnida, Sarcoptiformes, Oppiidae. The record is from the annotation of a GenBank genome assembly.
AGCAGAGUAGAGCCGGUGUUGUCGUUGAGUACAACUCAUACCUCAUUGCAGUCAUUGCAUACACUUUGGGUUAUAAGUGUUGUAUUCAUUGAAUUGAUCUCAUCUGCAGAACACGUGUCCAUUCAGUGACUUCAUGUCCGCAGCAAUACAUUCAUCUCAUACCAGAUAGACAAUGCAUUUCAUAGAGAUAGCGAUGGUUUGUGUGGCAAUCAGUGGUGUCUUAAGCGCCACUCCAAAGGCGGCUGAGAAGACACCCGUAGAGCAAUCGGAUCCACCGAUAGUCUUAAGACAAGUUUCUAUUGUGAACGCAGAGAUCACUGUUGCGGACAGGGAUACGAGUGGUACGGGAGCUGUGACUGCACUCCAAUACCCGACCACUAUAUCCCAUCCAUUAGACGCGGAUUCGCAACAAAGAGUUGUCAUUAAGUUUCAAUUGAAGGACAAACUAAAGGGUGAUGUGAUGUCCGCUCACCAGACCUUUGUUCAGAUGAAGAACAUGAAGACAAAGCAAGAGAUUGUAUUCAUUGCAGAACCCGAUUCAGCACUGAAUUACAAAUUGGAUCUCAAUUUGCAAACAAAAGCUAAAGACUUGAAUCAUAUGAACGGUUUGUAUGAGAUAUCACUCAUCAUAGGAGACGCAAGCAUUUCAAACCCAAUCCUCUGGAAGAUCGCAUCCAUUAAUCUCCAGCUCUCCAACCAAUUGCCCGACUCUGAGGAAGUGGUCUCUCCUUUUGUGUCCAAACCUGAGAUCAAGCACUUGUUCAGAGAACCAGAGAAUCGUCCGGCGCCUGUAGUUUCGAUGGCUUUCUCUAUUCUAGUUGUGGUGCCAAUAGUCAUACUCUUCGGACUCUGGUUCAAGAUUGGGCUCAACUUUUCAGGCUUUCCAUUGGCUUUAUCAGCGCCGGUCUUCCUGUGUCCUGACCGGGAGUAUAAGCCUGAGAUACAGACGAAAAAGUAG